Messenger RNA from Procambarus clarkii (red swamp crayfish), 2956 nucleotides. Its product is annotated as acyl-coenzyme A diphosphatase FITM2. Gene Ontology annotation, molecular function: coenzyme A diphosphatase activity. Gene Ontology annotation, cellular component: endoplasmic reticulum membrane. The record is from RefSeq and is a predicted model, not a curated record. Gene Ontology annotation, biological process: lipid droplet organization; phospholipid biosynthetic process; lipid storage. Lineage: Eukaryota; Metazoa; Arthropoda; Malacostraca; Decapoda; Cambaridae.
GGGCCAGCCGGGCAAGCCCCAGCCGGUAGGGUGGCCGGGGUCGCAGCAGCAGCAGCAGGUGCUCCAAGGGGAUUACCGGACCGGUCACGGGCUGCGGGAGAGCGGCGGUGUCGUGCCCUCGUCACACUCGGACAGGAUUAAGCCGUCCACGAUGCGGACUGUUACGUGCAGAGGAGCUAUAAAACGUGAGGCAAUGUGCAGCCCUGAUGACGCUGUUACUCAGAAUGUUGAGGUGCAGGUAUCUUCAGAAGAGCAAAAGCAAGUAAACCCACCUUCCAUAUGGGAGACGAUAGCUUCUUGGGGUGUUAACUACAUGCACAUACCUUCAGAAGUGAAGAUAGGGUAUUACUUCAUCACCCUUCUAAUGUUGUCCUUGGUUAAAGAGUCCAUUGAUGUACCACAUAUUGAUAUGCUGACUGGCAAGCAUAGUGUUUUGAAUACGGUAUUUGUGAAAAAGGGUUGGGGUAUUACCUUAAUUGCAUUUGUCGUUUACCAUUUGACAUCACUUCCACUGCACCCUAAAUGGAUGAUUGGUCUCAAACAGCUUUUGAUUCGAAUUGCUGCCACAACAUUCUUCUUCUUCAUUUGGUGUGCGGUUGUUUUUGAAGUGGCUGAGCAAUACUCAGAGGUCUGCACAUUUAAUAACAUUAAGGUUGAAUUAACUAAGAGACAGUGUUUGAAACUUAAAGACCAUGUGUACUAUUCUUUUGAUAUUUCUGGUCACUCUUUCCUCACAACUUACUGUGUUCUCAUUAUGAUGGAGGAAAGUAAAGAAAUCCUCUACUUCCUUUGGCUGGGAAAAUGUUUGCGUGGAAUACCGACAAAUACAUCAGAGAGCAUUGGCUUGGCCAAAUUUGAUGAGAAAGACACCAAGAUAUUACACUCAAGAUAUACCAUAAUGUCUCCCAUUGUGGUGGUCAGUUUUGUGUGCAUUGUUUUGCUGUGCCUUAUCUGGGAUUUUAUGUUUAUUAUAACCACGUUGUAUUACCAUAACUUUCUGGAGAAGGUAAUUGGUACAAUCCUUGCUGUGAGUACGUGGUACUUCUUAUAUAGACAGCUAUUUACGUAUGUUUUUAAACAUAAAUUUUUUCUUUCUUAGGUAUAAUAUAUUACAAUCAUUUCCUGUGACGUACUGAGGAGGAAAAUGUACAGUAAAUUUCAAGCUCAAUAAGUAAAUUUAUUUGUUUGAAAGAAUUGUACAGUAUUUGUUAAAGACAUUUAUAAAGUUUUUAUAAACUUGAGAAAAAAUAUUUAUUUAUAUAAAUAUAUUUAAUGUUAUACCUAUUAGCCAGAACUACACUACUUGGCCUAGUAUGCAAUGCCUGAUUUGCCUAACAGGCAGAAUAAUUUUCACUAUUUUCAAACAUUUCUUUUCAAAUUGGUUUAUACCAAUAAAUAUUGUUAUAGUAAAAACUAGAUAUUAUAUACAGUGGUACCUGUUUACGAAUUUAAUGUUCCCAGAGACGGCGUAACUCAAAACAAAUUUGUAAAUAAUGUAAAUUGAAUUAAUCUGUUCCACAUUCCCAAAAAUAUUAACUUCAAAAUACAUUUCAUACAUAAUACACACACAUGUGUUGUACUAGAGUAUGUUCAAGUUACAGCUUACCUUUAUUGAUGACUCUUGUUGGCGUAUGGAAGACGGUGAGGUUGGGGUGGGGGUGGGGGGGUGGGAGGAGAGGUGUUAGUGUUUGGAAGGAGAGUCCCCCUUCCAUUAUACCAUCAGGUAGUGAUGACUUCUAUGGGGAACUCACUCUCCUAUGUUUUGCAGGCAUACCACUAAGUCCUGGCUGUGGCUCACUGCUUGCUUGUCUUACUUAGAAUCUGCCUAAAGACACUUGUUUUUUUCCUACAUUUUAACACUAGUCUGUAGUGAGACAUCACAUUGUCAUUAAAAAGGUCAGUGCAACGGCCUGCUACAGCUUUAUCUGGGUGAGAUUUUCAAAAAACCUUGCACUUUUUCCCAUACUACACACAUUUUAAUGAAGAAGGGACAUUCCCUACUGUCUCUGCUCACAACUAUUUUCUUUGGUUGAACCUUACCACUGACUUUCUUGGGACCCAUGGCAUGAUAUAUGAUUAUUACUUUUAUGCUCAAAAAACAAAAAAAGCACAAAAACAAUUAAAUUCUUUACAAAGAAUUUGAGCGCAAUUGUCACUAAGUGGGUGGCUCUGGUAAACUGAAGCGGGGGUCGCCCAUGCCAUCAGGAACCACGCGCUCGGCAGACCCAUACGUGUAUCAACAAAGUCGCAAGGCAAGGCAAAGGCAACCCGAUUCAAAUUUUCCAAUGAAAUUGCGUUCAUAACUCAAAAAAUUUAUAAAAAAAGGAUCUCCUUAUCCCGAGGUUCCACUGUAUGUAAAUUAUAUAUAUAAUGUUGUUCUUUAAUUAUAGUGCCGCCAACUAAUUUCUGCUGUAAAUUGGUAAAAAAUUGCAAGAGCGAAGGAUAUUAAGAGUACACCUAUAUGUGCGCUGGUAUUAUACAUAUACCUUAUAGCUAAAGUUGUUAGACAUGGUGAAUUUUCUUAAAUAUAAACUUUAUCAAAAUUUAUGUCUUGUUUAUUCGUAGAUACUUUAAUUUUCUGUAUGUGAUUUGGAUUUCUUUUAAUUUGACAACUUGACCUAACAUAAAUUGCCUCAUUACAAAAAUUCUGCAUAAUGUAGGUAAAACUAAGCCCAAGUAAAUUAGUUAUUUUGCAGAGGUAUAAGAAAGCAAACAAAAAUGCUGUGGCUAUUAAUUAUGGUUUGGCAAAUUAAAAAUGAUGUGUAUGUGCCCCUAUAGGUGGGGUGUAGAAUGAUCAUUCAGUACCAGCACCAAACUCCAGACCUGAGUGCUACCAUAUCUACCUAACUAAUAAAGAGUACAUAAAUUUUAUUUAUCUUUAAGUAGUGCUGUAGGAAAAAAGAAUGGUGUAAAUAUGUACAGAACUCUGCUAAAUAAAGUAUUUUUUUGUGAAAAA